Fusarium verticillioides 7600 is the source of this 2292-nucleotide messenger RNA. RefSeq lists its product as hypothetical. The record is from RefSeq and is a predicted model, not a curated record. The transcript has a single exon. Lineage: Eukaryota; Fungi; Ascomycota; Sordariomycetes; Hypocreales; Nectriaceae. Bases 1 to 2292 code for a protein of 763 amino acids.
AUGCUCAAGCAAAGACCAUCAGGCCAAGUCCGCUUCAAACAUCAGAGUCCCUCGAGCAAGAGGACUACAGUGGAGACGGAUGACUCUUCUGCAACCAAUGAGCAGAAUUCCAGUGAUGAGUCUGGUGAUUGGUUUGACGACGACGACGAUAUUCAGCCCUCCGAUAGUGCUUCAGUUUCUGCAGCCCCCGGCAAUCCGUCGACAUCCUCCACUACCCGUAAUACAAACCUGCCAGAAAACCACAAACUUAAGGAUUUGUCCCAAGGCUGGAGUAACACUGGUCUGGGUGGCCACCCCUUGGUUCAACAUCAGUAUACAUACCAAGGUGCGGGUUCAGCGCCGACUCAACCACAGCAUCCCAACUAUCAGCCAACGGAAGGAUAUAGACCUCAUACAAUGCAUGGUAAUAGGUCAUAUCCCUCUUACAACGUCAACUAUCCUGCAGCCCCAAAAAUGCAAGAUGCUGGAAUGUCUGGCAACACGAUGGAGACAAACGCCUACCCAUAUCAACCAGCCAAGACCACUAAUUACUAUAAUCACCAACCUCGACCUUCCCCUCCACCUAGAAUCCCUAUUGCGCCUCUUCCACCAUCACCUCUUCACAGCAUGGCUUCUCCUCAAAGAGAAGAUCCAGAGAAGCUUGCUCUAUUAGCCGAGCUUGGGAGAAUUAAAAGCAUGGAGGCGAAUGCAGAAGCGCUCGAAGAGCAAAGGCAGUCAGAGGCAAAGAUUCGAAAGGAAGCCGAGGAAGCUUUUUGCCGGAGAAUGGAGGAGAUGAAGCUCGCCCAAGAGCAAGCCAAGAAGGAAAUCGACAAGGCCAGACUCGAGGCUGAAAAGGCCGCAAAGGAGAGGAUGGAUAUGGAAAGACAGGCACAGGAAAGGAGGGCAGAAGAACAUGCCCGAAACAUGGCUGAGGCUGAGAAAGCUGCCGUGGAGAGGCUGCGGGCUGAGCGUGAAGCAGAAGAGGAGAGAUCGAAGAGGUUCAAUGAAUUUGCAAAGAAUCUUGAAAAAGAGGUCAGACUGAAAGUCGAAAUGGAGAAGAGAGCUGAACUAGCCGAACGAGAUGCAAAGGCGAAGCAAAGUGACGACCUUGAAAGGCUCGCGAAGCUGAAGAUGAUCCAAAGCAUGGAUGAGAUCGUGAGCUUGACCAAGAAGCGAGUCCUGAGUGAUUUGGUCACAGAUGGAGAAUCCGUAGGGUCAAAGGACAGACAAGGCUGGUUGAUAGAGACUCGGAACGAAACUGAUGCUGAGCGAAGUGUGUUGCCAAUAGAGAAGGGCCAACUCUCGAUACCCCGACCAGGUACGCAACCACGCUAUGCCACGGUCUCAACUGUGCGUUCUGCCUCAAACGCUUCUGUAAAGCUUCAGGGGGCGUCACCGACCCCUUCAUGGAAACCCGAAGCUCCUGAUCCGUGGGCUUCAGGAUCCGAAAGCGAUGAUGAGGCGACGCCCAGUAGAGCUGGUACAGGCACUCAGCAACCCCGCGAAGCCAAUCGAAGUUCUCGGCGCAGCGUGUUUGAAAGACAAGAGCAGCGGACAUAUCAAAAAGGAGAUAUGCCGUGGAUUGACGGUUUGGUAGAACAGGUAGCCGAUGCCGUCAUCGAGAGACUGAUGCACUCUCCCUACAAACAGAUCUUGACGCAGCCUCAUCCACACACUGGCCAAUACUCUCGCCGAUACAUCCGGCCCAGACCAGACCCAUUAAUCAAAGCUAAAAAUCCGUUCCCGAGCGCCAGGCAGUUCAGUAAUGUGGAGACACUGGGUGUCGAAGAGGCGUCCAAGUACGCCCAAGGCCCACCUCCAUGCGGACCAUCCCGGCGAUUCUACAAGCCCCCUAAACCAGAACGCCUACGAGGGCAAAGCGUCACGGGCCCGACUCCAACGCCAUCUAUAGACCUGCCCCUUCACGAGACACAACCAUCACAUGAUGUCCCUAUACCCAUUGGCCAGAGAAGACCAGCAACACUACGCAGCCCACAGCCGGUUCCUCCGCCACGUCUAGAAGACUGGUUAGACAGCAGUGCCAAGUUUGAAUCUCAGACGGGCUGCUCGGACGUUGACACUGUGACCCAAGACACCUCUAGGAUCCAUGAUGUAAUGGCCGAUGGUAGUGAUCCAGCUUGGAAUCAUACCGCGCCAUGGAUCCAAGACGUAGUAUCUGAGCCUGACGGCAGAAACAGUGUGCAGAGAAUGGUUGGGAAGUUGGAGAAAUACAGCCUGAAUCCUUAUCUAGCAGACCAAGAAGGGGGCGCUAAUCUUCAGAAAGCAUACAAGUAUGUUUUCCAAGAUGCUUAG